AUGGCUUCUUCCACUCUAUCCUCCGUCACCCUUUCUCAGCUAUGUUCUAGCAAGAAUGGAGUGUUCUCUCCUUCACAAGCACUGCUUGUGAAGCCCUCAAGGACCCAUGUCGUAGGCAAGAACAAGAGGAUGAGGGUGGCGUCCAUGGCCACCAGUAUUCCGGCCGAUCGAGUGCCGGAUAUGAGUAAGAGGGAGCUCAUGAAUCUGCUCCUUUUGGGUACUCUUUCGCUUCCCACUGCUGCCAUGUUGGUCCCUUAUGCCACGUUCUUUGUCCCACCUGGGUCGGGAGGUGCUGGUGGUGGUGUUAUUGCCAAGGAUGCCCUAGGAAAUGAUAUCCUUGUAGCCGAAUGGCUCAAGACCCAUGGACCUGGGGACCGUACCCUUACACAAGGAUUGAAGGGUGAUCCUACCUACCUUGUUGUGGAGAAAGAUAGAACUCUUGCAACGUACGGAAUCAAUGCUGUUUGUACCCACCUUGGUUGUGUUGUGCCAUGGAAUACUGCCGAAAAGAAGUUCAUCUGCCCCUGCCAUGGGUCUCAGUACAACAAUCAAGGGAAAGUUGUUAGGGGACCUGCUCCUUUGUCCUUGGCCCUGGUUCAUGCUGAUAUUGAUGAAGGGAAGGUAGUGUUUGUUCCAUGGGUUGAAACGGAUUUCCGAACUGGUGAAGAUCCAUGGUGGGCUUAG
Molecule: messenger RNA, 684 nt
Organism: Ilex paraguariensis (yerba mate)
Lineage: Eukaryota; Viridiplantae; Streptophyta; Magnoliopsida; Aquifoliales; Aquifoliaceae
Source: the annotation of a GenBank genome assembly